Messenger RNA from Cercospora beticola, 1368 nucleotides. RefSeq names its product glycoside hydrolase family 5 protein. Gene Ontology annotation, molecular function: hydrolase activity, hydrolyzing O-glycosyl compounds. Lineage: Eukaryota; Fungi; Ascomycota; Dothideomycetes; Mycosphaerellales; Mycosphaerellaceae. The record is from RefSeq and is a predicted model, not a curated record.
AUGUCCUUCGAUUCUCCCGCCCUCUUCUCGCUCCUCUUCCUCCUCGAUUUCUAUUCCCACCCCCGCAGGCCGGUUGCAGUCAUGCUGCGAAAGAGGACCGUGUUAGCAUCGACAGUGCUGUCAGUCAUUGUAUUGUAUUACAGCUUACGCUUCAUGCCUUCAGGAGAGGCGAAAGUGCAUCAGAUACCAUUGAAAGAGAUCAAGAACAUUACAACGAGCGCGAAGCCGUUCUUUGCUCCACCGCUGCGGACGGCUGGGAGGCAAAUCGUCGACGCAAAUGGCGAGAGGGUGAAGCUGGCUUCGAUCAAUUGGUAUGGCGCCAGCGACAUCUACUUCGUGCCAGGAGGGCUCGACUUCCGGCAUAGAGAUGAGAUCGCAACAACGAUCAAGAAGAUGGGGUUCAACUCUGUACGGUUCCCCUAUUCCGAUCAGAUGGUGAUCGAGAAUCCGGUGAUCCCGCCUGAAUUCCUCUCGGCCAACCUGGAUCUGCUCGACGACUACGAUCUCGGUCACAACGACGGCCUGAAACGAAGCGCGGACGAGCUCGACGGUCCACGAGCAUUGGAUGUAUACAACGCCUGCGUCAAAUCCAUGACUGAUGCUGGCUUGAUCGUGAUCCCUAAUGAUCACAUCACCAAUGCCCACUGGUGCGACGGCAUGAACCUCUGCGAUUCCAGCUGGAAAAAUGACCAAUACGGCCCCAUCUGCAAAAUCAAGCAAACUACCGAGAGCUGGAUCGACCAUUGGAAAACAAUCAUGCAACCCUUCAUCUCUAACCCCUUAGUAAUCGGCGCAGAUCUCCGAAACGAGCCCCGAGGAAUCUGGGGAACAAUGAGCUGGAGUUCUUGGGCCGACGCAGCAGAAAAAGCCAGCGAAGCACUUCUAACAUUGAACCCUGACUGGCUCAUGUUUGUCGAAGGCGUCUCCUCAGCCAACGACUGCUCGGGAGCCAGAAACCGCCCCAUAAAACUCUCCAUCCCUGACCGAGUCGUCUACAGCUCCCACGUAUAUUCCUGGUCUGGGUGGGGUCAUAUUCCAUCCGUACCCUAUGGAAAACGGCCUUAUCCUUCUUUCCAAGAGGACAUGAUUAAUAACUGGGCUUUUCUGCUUGAAGAUAAUAUUGCACCUGUUUGGGUUGGAGAAUUCGGUGCUCCGCAUCAUGCUGAUGAGCAAUCUUUGCACUAUUGGAAGAAUUUGAUGACGAUACUUAGAGAAACUGACGCUGACUGGGGGUACUGGGCGCUGAAUCCGCGGAAGCCUGAGGGCUAUGAUAAUGAGACUUAUGGAUUAUUGAGAGAUGAUUGGGAAACGGUGAUAGAGGAUUAUCGGAUGAGGGAUUUGAGAGAAUUGAUGAAGCCUUUACGAUGA